AUGUCUUUUGAUGAAAAUUUUAAAAUUUGGAGGGGUCCCAUAAAGCCAAGCCGCUUCGGUCCGAAAGACUCGCUUGGUUCCAUACUGCUGAAAUACUUACUUAGAAAUCCAGAUCACAUAGCUCAGAUUUGCUAUCAAAGUGGUGUCGAGUUAACGAAUCGUCAAAUUGCCACGAUUUCAAUACAAAUAUGCAAAUAUUUUCAAAAUAUGAAAAUACCCCAAGGUACAGUUAUCGGUUUAUGUGCGGGAAAUAGUGAUUACAUUACUCCCUUCUUUUUGGGAACUUUAAUUGCUGGCUUAAUCGUAAGCACCCUGGAUCCUAGUUUUGGAAUUAAUGGCAUUAAACAUAUCUAUUCGAUAACCAAGCCCAAGUUGAUGUUUUGUGAUGGUGAAAUUUAUGCCAAAGUUAGGCAAGCUCUCGAUGAAUGUGGACUUGAAACAACGGUCAUAUAUACCAUAAGAACACGGGUUGAGGGUGUUCCACGAAUAGAAGAAUUACUUACAAGUGAUGCUGAAGUUAAUCCUUCUUUGUAUGGAGUUUCACAAUUGCAGGAGGGUCCAAAUCAAGUUGCUGCCAUACUUUGUUCCUCUGGAAGUACUGGCUUACCCAAGGGUGUGACUAUGUCACAUGCAGCUCUAUUGGCUUUGGGAGAGAAUUUGUAAAUAUAUGAUGAUCCCUCCAAAAAUUUGCUAUGCUUUAGCAGUUUAUAUUGGCUAUCGGGUGUUAUAAGUAUUCUACGCUCCAUAUUGACAGGAACAACACAAAUUAUAUCCGAAAAUCCAUUUAAUCCUGAAGAUUUCUUUAAAAUUGUGGAACAUUAUAAGGUGGAUGUGGUAUUUGGUCCUCCUUCCCAUGUGGCAUUGUGUCUGACUUCGCCAAAAUUACCAGAAGCUGAUCUAUCCAGCAUUGUGGACUAUAGCGUUGGUGGUAGUAGAGUAGAUUAUUCGGUGAUUGCAAAUUUCAAGAAAUAUACCCCAAAUGCCACAUUUAAGGUUGGCUAUGGCAUGAGUGAAGUGUGUAUGGUUGUGUCCUGGGGUGAAGUUGAAACGACCAGUUCAGUGGGUAAAUUAAAAACAAAUGUUGAAGUGAAAAUUAUCAACGAACAUGGCAAAGCCGUGGGUCCCAACGAAAUCGGCGAAAUAUGUAUUCGUACAAAAUAUCCCUGGUCGGGGUAUUACAACAAUCCGGAGGCAACCAAAGCUAUUUAUGAUUCCGAUUUGUGGAUACACAGCGGUGACAUGGGAUACUUCAACUGCGACAUGCAACUGUAUAUUGUCGAUCGUAAAAAGGAUAUUUUGAAGUAUAAUAAUUUCCAUUACACUCCCUCGUCCAUAGAACGAGUACUCAGCGAAAUGCCGGGUGUCGCGGAUGUAUGCGUGGUGGGUAUACCAGAUAAUUGUAUGGGAUUUUUACCGGCUGCUGCAAUUAUAAAAAGUUUUAAAAAUAAUAUAAGUGAGCUGCAAAUCCACAAUUAUGCCUCUGAACAUUUGGAGCAUUUCGAACAGUUACGUGGAGGAGUUUACUUUUUUGAAGAUUUUCCGCGAACUCCAUCGGGCAAAACAAUACGUCAAGGUGUAGCAAAAAUGUGUGAACAAUUAAGAAACAUGAAAUAA
Molecule: messenger RNA, 1614 nt
Organism: Musca vetustissima
Lineage: Eukaryota; Metazoa; Arthropoda; Insecta; Diptera; Muscidae
Exons: 3
Biological process (GO): long-chain fatty acid metabolic process; fatty-acyl-CoA biosynthetic process
Molecular function (GO): long-chain fatty acid-CoA ligase activity
Source: RefSeq, a predicted model, not a curated record